UGUGUGCCACUGUGUGUGUGGAGAUUAGGAAAAAUGGCGGUUGUAUCGACUGAAUCGAUGAUGAAUUUGUCGUCCAACGUUGUCUGCAACUUUAGUGGCUCUUCGAGAAGACCUUUGGCCGCGGCCUCUCACUCUCCACGACGCCGUAAGUUGAGUUAUUAUUCUCAGAGGGUUCGAGCUAUUUCUUCCUCUUUUCUCGCGAGCCUGAGGCUCUGUUCUACUGUUGCGAGGCUCUCAGCUUUGCAAAACAAACAACAAAGAAUGAAAUUUUCUGCCUUUGCAAUUGCUGCUGGUAUAAUUCGAUCACACCCCUUUUCUCAUUUUUUGUAUAUGUUGUUCUGUUCUUGUUGGCAAAUUUGUGUUUAUUUGUUCGGGCAAUUGAGUCGCUUUCUGGGUGUCGAGGUUAAUCUU
This is a messenger RNA of Striga hermonthica, 411 nucleotides long. The record is from the annotation of a GenBank genome assembly. Lineage: Eukaryota; Viridiplantae; Streptophyta; Magnoliopsida; Lamiales; Orobanchaceae.